ACGCGUCUUCCUCCAGAAGUCAACCGUGUGCUCCUUGUUAAGAAUCUUCCUUAUACAAUUACUGCGGAGGAAAUGUACGAUAUUUUUGGAAAGUAUGGUGCAAUAAGGCAAAUACGUAUAGGCAAUACACCAGAAACUAAAGGCACCGCUUUGGUUGUUUAUGAAGACAUUUUUGACGCUAAAAAUGCAUGCGAACAUCUUAGUGGAUUCAACGUCUGUAAUCGUUACUUAGUUGUAUUAUAUUAUCAAAGAAAUAGGGUGAGUUUUUAUGUUAGCUAUGUCUUUGUUUGUUUUCUAUGCUUAUAUUAA
Messenger RNA from Protopolystoma xenopodis, 309 nucleotides. The record is from the annotation of a GenBank genome assembly. NCBI's taxonomy places the organism in Eukaryota, Metazoa, Platyhelminthes, Monogenea, Polystomatidea, Polystomatidae.